Messenger RNA from Oldenlandia corymbosa var. corymbosa, 798 nucleotides. Lineage: Eukaryota; Viridiplantae; Streptophyta; Magnoliopsida; Gentianales; Rubiaceae. The record is from the annotation of a GenBank genome assembly.
AUGCCUGAAAAUUUGCAAGCGGAACCCCCGCAAGAUGGCAAUGAGUCCACCCCCAAGGUACAAGUUCAACGCCUUAAAAUUACUAGGCCUUCUGAGGAUGCGGAUAAGAAGAGUGCUUUGAAGAGGGUCAAAGAUGUUGAAGUGUGUGUGCCCAUUGUUUAUGGAACAAUAGCAUUUUGGCUUGGCAAAAAAGCUAGCGAAACUCAGUCACAUAAGUGGACAGUAUAUGUUCGUGGGGCGAAGAAUGAGAAUCUUGGGGCGGUGAUUAAGAAAGCUGUAUUUCAAUUGCAUCCCAGCUUUAAUAACCCAGUUAGAGUUGUUGAGUCACCACCCUUUGAGCUAUCAGAAUGUGGUUGGGGAGAAUUUGAGAUCGCUAUCUCCCUUUUCUUCCACGACGAUGUCUGUGAUAAGCAGAUAGAUUUGUAUCACCAUUUGAAGUUGUAUGCCGAAGAUGAAAGUGGACCACAGUCAAUCAAAAAACCGGUUGUGGUCGAGAGCUACAAUGAGAUUGUUUUCCCUGAACCUCCUGCAGACUUUCUUGCUCGAGUGCAAAAUCAUCCUGCAGUUGUAGUUUCUAGACUCCCUUCCUCAAUCAAUCUGUCCCUUGUUCCCGCUGAGAAUGCUCAUGAAAUUGAGAAGGGUGACACAAAAACACAUGCUUUAAGUCCGUUUUUCAUGAUUUUCUCUGAGGCAGAUGAGCUGCUAAAACUUUCUGGAGCCCGUCAACAGGUGCAAGCCCAUAUUGUUAAACUCAGAAGGCAGCUGAGCAUGAUGGAUAGGCCGCCUCAAUCUUUUUAA